GAACUUUUCCGCCGAGCCGGCGUCUUCAUUCGGGACUUCCUGUUGAUCUUUUAAAACUUCCCGUGCUUCGAUGUCCAGAAAUACUGUAACUACAUAAAUACUACAUACGUGCGUCGAGUUGGCAUGAACUACAUAAACAUUAAUGACUUCGUAUCAUCUGUUUACCGAUUCUAUCGAUGGUUGAGACGUCCUUACACAAACAGGCACCACAAGCAACGUUUCAAAUGAGUGCAGAGGCAUAAAAUGCGCUCUGUUAAAAGGCCGACUCCGCGCCGCGGGCUCUAAUUUUAACACUGCUAUGUGUGGGCAGUGUCUCGAAACAUUACUUGAUUCGCCAGGCAAGUUAUUAGAAGCAGGUGCAUUUGACAUCUUAAGCGUGACUGCAACUUGAUUUGCUUAAAAUGGAGAUAAUGUAGUACACAAUUGGACGUUUUUAUCACCGGUAUUGAUCUUUCUCAGACAUUUUUAAGCCCACUCUCGCUCAAUGCACGAGAGCAGGCCCAAGUUGUUUGUCGUCAAACACAGAUGUGCACGAGAUAAACAACUGAAGGCUUUCAGAAACUCUUCGCGAUAUGAUUGAGUGAGUGAAGAGGUUUACCAUGAAGACUGAAGAGUUGAAGUUAAAAGCAUCCUUUACCAAAGAUAUUUCUGCUAAUUCAGGGACACCAUCGUCUAAUUGCACUGUAAAAAAAGUGCCUUUACUUGUGCACAGUAGCGGUCCAAAUGCGUCGAACAGAUCCUACGUUUAUCAGCCUAAGGUUCCCAAACCAAAGGCUGAACAAUCCAGUUGUACAAGCAUGAAAAAUCCAUGGAUUGUCAGGAGUGCUGUAGCAUUUGUUAUGGUCAUUGUCAUCGUAAUAUUCGCAUCUCUGCAAGGAAAAACUAGCACUGAUUUGGAAAACACAAAGGCCAGAGUCAAAGAGCUUGAAUCUGUGGUCGAGUCUCUAAGUGAAAAUAUUCUAAUUCUGGAAAUGAGACUACAAUGCGCUACGUCAGAUAACAAUACUGACGAGAGAGGGAGACCAUGUCCCUCUAAGACAGGAGCCAGAACAGGUUUUCUAAAGAACAAGCGUAAAGGAGAUAAAACAACUUCAACAAGUAGGCCCACCGCCAAACCGACAACACUCGGGAGAAAAUCUAACCAAGGUGGGGAAAACCUCAUGGCAUUGAGUCAAACAGGACUAAAGCAAAAGCGGACCACCAUUUAUACUCGCUGGGGAAAGUCAAGAUGCGAAGAUGUCAGAUCAUCAGAUAUAUACACUGUGUAUUCAGGAAGAGUGGCUACCUUGCACUCAGAAACCAAUUCUGCGGUUGGCUCGGAAUAUCUGUGUGUUCCGGACAGCUUUGAAUACACUGAUCGAAGACACAUGACAAGUGGACUUUACCUAUCACCGGUUCGUUUCGGCAUGAAUAUGAGCGUUUUCAGACCGUUUAGUGAGGAAAAUUGCAGAAAAUUUCCAAGUAAAUGCAAGUUGUUCAGGGAACUCGAUCCAAGUUAUUUCAGAGAACUCGAAAUGUUCCAAGUCCCUUGUGCGGUGUGCAGGCACGAAAAACGCUCAGCCACGCUCGUCACCCCGGGACGAAAUUCGUGUUAUCCAUACUGGUUUAAAAUAUAUCACGGAGUUUUAAUGACGCGGCAGAGUGGAACUGCAAGAUCGGAGCACAUCUGUGUUGAUUACGACGCGGAUGGUAUCCCUGGUACCAAUACCACUGACACAAAGGGCCCCUUUUUACAGUUUGUCGCGUACAAGUGUAAUAAAGCUUACUGUCCUCAGGACACGGAAAUUCCACGGGCGUUGACAUGCGUUGUGUGCACACUCUAAAAAUGACAUACGUAGUGGUUCAGAUAUAUAACAUUUUGAGUCUUGGCUUCGUUUGGAAAUUCCCAACGCCAUAGCCCUCAAGUACAGCGACAACAAAGGACAAAUCGUGAAGAGGUCAUUGGCGAAAGAAGCUACCUACUUUACACACCUCACAUAUACUCGGCUUCAAGACAUGGUAUGAAGGAGAUUACAUGGACAGAUGGUAUCUUGGCAUCACGACACAAAAUGCAAUUUUCGGCCCGAAAAAAAGCGCUGCUGUAUUUGAAAGACAUAGUUCAAGAAGGGCAAAGAAGUAUAUACUCAUUUAGACACAGCUGUGAACGUAUAGUUUAUAACUUCGUAAUUAUUCUGAGCAAUGCCUAUAGUUAACAAUUAGAUUACGGGCUCGAGAUUUCUAUUGCGUGAUUUUUGAAAUAAAGAAAUCAAGAUCAAAUAAUCUAAUUGUUUCAGUAGAAAUCUACCAGUUAUUGAAAACAUGUGAAGACAUGUUUCAUGUUUUAAUUUUGUUUACAAUCGCAGGCAGUCAUGCCACUCCCUAUCUAUUGCGCAAUAGGUAGAGAGCAGCAUAGCGAAUGAAAUUGCAGCAUUGUAAUAGAACGCUGGUGAAUUUGUACUACUGUUGAUUAGAAAUGGAACGAAAGGCUAGCGCAAAGAGAAAUAGAGUAUAUAAUUUUAAGUAUUUAAACGACUGCAUCACGUUAAGAAAUCCAUAUCCAGCUUUGACAUGGCCAGCCAGUAAGGGAGCAGUAACACAAGAGAGCUUUCUUUGACUCGCUAUUGAGCACUGGUGCAACUCAGAUGUUUCACGAAGUAAAGAGACACUCCGGUAUAGAAAACGGUUUUAGUGAAUAUAAAAAAAAAGAAUCUAUCAUCUAUGUACCUACCGCCUCCCAUCGAACAUACUGGAAGGGGAAAUCUAGAUUCUGUGUUCCUGAUCAGCUAGGAAUGGAAGACGAUGAUACACGUUGCAAGAGACCAUAAGAACUGCAACAACCUCCUUGCAGACUAUACAAAAAAAUACAGAGAGCCACGAAAUGAAAAUAAGAUAUUCACGCUGGUUGUAAGAGCAUCAUUUUUAGUCGCGGGUCGUACAGGAUGCAUCUCUGAAAUUGGCUUGUGAAUACAAGACAAGUAUCACAAGGUCUCACUGAAUUAUUUUGCUUAGUUUAUGUAAUAACAUAUCAUAUUCGAAGUUAUUUGUGCGGCGCGGUGCCUUAAGACACUGAGUAUCGCUUGGUUAGAAAGUAAAUAACUUCUUAAGCAAAGUUAAACGACUUACUAUUUCCCUCUGACGGUAGAUUCAAAUACUGUAGUACAGUUUUAUCAUGAGUAAUAGUUUUACUUUAAAAGCGCUCUUCGAGAGAUAUAUGAAUUUAUUCGAUUACAGCUUAUUCUUUUUUUGGGGCGCCCAUUCACUACUUCUACAAUUCCCAAGCCACUUUUUUAGAUCGUUCAAAAUCCUCCUAGACCUCUUGGCAUCACGUGUAUCAUGGGUGCCAGCAAAUAUCAAGACUGGGUCCUGUAACCUGAAAAUUUUGGGGCUCAAAGUGAAUUAUGGGCAAUCUGUAGGAAGCUAACUGCCUCAGUUGAUAAAGGAUUGCAUUGACUUUCACCGGUCUUACUCAGUGUAACGAGUAACUUCAAUUUGGAGGAUGUAGUUUUUGGCCAUGAUACUGGCCAAAAUUAAAUAUAUCAAGCACUGAACAUUUCAGAUGGGAAAAGUAAUGAAUUAAAAUAA
Molecule: messenger RNA, 3561 nt
Organism: Stylophora pistillata
Lineage: Eukaryota; Metazoa; Cnidaria; Anthozoa; Scleractinia; Pocilloporidae
Source: RefSeq, a predicted model, not a curated record